UCGUAUCACAGAUGCAAACACGCAUAAUUAAAUGAGUGGCGGUGUCAUAUGCAGCGAUGCUCCGCGUGCGUUAAUUCAACGGGUGUCGACAAGAGCUGCACGCCUGCUUUGUAACAUAUUGCAUUCGGCAUUUAUCUUUUAUUCCUUUUAUUUCCUGCUGUUCAUUGGAGGCUUUUUGUUCAUCAGGAUUCAUCUCUAGGAUAUCAACCAGUCAUCGUACUGUUGCAAAACACUGUAAGGCUUGUACAGAAAAGGAGGUUAGCAUACAGGGAUCAUCAGCAAGACAAUGAAUGAAGGAGCCAGUGGGCGGCCCCGGGGCCAGCAGAAGUUCUGCAGUCUGGAUGUGGAUGAUGAGAAACACAUGAGUUCGUGUAGUGUGGACGUUAAAGAAAACUGCAACCUGGACAACCUCUCCUCCAAGGAAGCGCUGGGGGAGGGCCCUCACGUAGCCAAUGGAAACACUCGAGGAUUGAGCAGGAAACGCCCUCUGGAAGAGGGCAACAAAGGCCACGGGCACUCCAAAUUCCGGCCUAAGAAGCGUAGGAAACCGCAAGGGCCGGUCUUGCCAAAAAAUGCUCUCAUGCAACUCAAUGAAAUUAAACCAGGACUACAGUAUAAACUUCUGUCACAGACUGGGCCGGUACAUGCACCCGUGUUCGUUAUGACCGUCGAGGUUAACGGACAAUUCUUUGAAGGCUCAGGCCCAACAAAGAAGAAAGCCAAACUGAAUGCGGCUGAAAGAGCGCUGCGCUCUUUCGUUCAGUUUCCAAAUGCAUCCGAAGCUCAUCUCGCAAUGGGUCGCACACUGACAGUUAACGCAGACUUCACCUCAGAUCAAGCUGAUUUCCCUGACAUGCUAUUUAACGGAUUUGAAACACCCGCACCGCCUGAUGAACCCUUCUACCUGAGUCUUGGCAGCAAUGGGUCUCUAUGCUCUCUAAAUGAAUACCCUCUCGCUGUGACUCUGAAAAACAACAUCAGGUCACAUCCUCCUCUCCCACUACCCCCUGCACUCAUAAUGCCCCCUACAGGCAGUGGCAAAAAUGCUGUGAUGAUCCUAAAUGAGCUUCGGCCAGGAUUGAAGUACGAGUUUGUGGCUGAGAGUGGUGAAAGCCAUGCCAAGAACUUCAUAAUGGCAGUUACUGUGGAUACGCAGAUGUUCCAAGGUUCCGGACGGAAUAAAAAAUUGGCGAAAUCAAGGGCAGCCCAAGCAGCAUUGUCAGGUCUCUUUAACAUGCAACUGGAUCAGACUCCAUCUCGACAGCCAAUCCCCAGAGAGGGACUUCAGCUACACCUGCCUCAGGUCCUCGCAGAUGCUGUCUCUUGUUUAGUUGUGGAAAAGUUCAGCGAGCUGACAGACAACUUCACGUCUCCACAUGCACGGCGGAAAGUCCUUGCAGGUGUUGUAAUGACAACCGGUACGAAUGUGAAGGAUGCUCAGGUGAUUUGUGUCACCACGGGAACCAAGUGUAUAAACGGAGAGUACAUGAGUGAUCGAGGACUAGCUCUUAACGACUGCCAUGCUGAGAUCAUCGCACGGCGUUCCCUCCUCAGAUACCUGUACAGUCAGCUGGAAUACUUCCUCAGCGACAGCUCUGAAGAACAUGAGAAAUCCAUAUUCAGAUGGUGCAGUGAACAUGGCUACCGGCUAAAAGAUGAUAUUCAGUUCCAUCUGUAUAUCAGCACGUCGCCCUGUGGAGACGCCCGGAUUUUCUCCCCUCAUGAGGCUGGUGCCGAGGACCAGGGCGACCGGCAUCCAAACCGCAAGGCACGCGGACAACUGCGAACCAAAAUUGAGUCUGGAGAAGGUACGAUACCCGUUCGUACGAGUAACACCAUUCAGACCUGGGAUGGAGUCUUGCAAGGAGAGCGACUGCUAACCAUGUCAUGUAGUGACAAGAUUGCAAGAUGGAACGUGAUUGGAGUGCAGGGGUCUCUUUUGAGUUACUUUACAGAACCCAUCUAUUUCUCCAGUUUAAUUCUGGGAAGUCUGUACCACGCCGACCAUCUUUCCAGAGCCAUGUAUCAGCGCAUUGCCGAUAUGGACGAUCUGCCCCAGCCGUUCAUUCUUAACAAGCCCCUUCUUAGUGGUAUUAGUAACACAGAAGCAAGGCAACCUGGGAAAGCUCCCAACUUCAGCGUCAACUGGACGGUCGGAGAUCAGGGGUUGGAGAUCAUUAAUGCCACCACGGGGAAAGAUGACCUUGGAAGACAGUCUCACCUCUGCAAACAUGCUCUCUACAGUCGCUGGGUCUGUCUACAUGCAAAGCUCAGUGAGACUCUGCGGAUCCGAGGAUCUUGUCCGGGCUCCUACCACGAGGCAAAACAAGCGGCAGUGGAGUAUCAUGCAGCUAAACAAACUCUCUUCAAAGCUUUCAGCAAAGCGGGACUGGGAGCGUGGGUUGAAAAGCCCAUUGAACAAGACCAGUUUUCCCUCACCCCUUAGGAGAAAUCGAGAGAAAGGGAUUGUCUGCAAAAGAUCUUUUGUACAUUUACAUGGACUGCAAGGUUUUAAUCUAACCUCCGCAGUUGUCACUUUUUUGCUUCUGUUAUUAUUGCAAGUCACUCAGUAUCUUUUAUCUAUAAAAACAUGGUUAUGUUCAUAAUGGCUGGCUUAAAAAGAACCCAACUGGAAACUAGGUAAAAGGUGGACAACACCUAUUGACUAUAAUGCUGGCUUGAUUUUACCUCCGUAAUGUAGUAAUGAUUUUAACCUGUUAACUGCCUUUUUGAGCAUAGAUCUGAACAUAAAUGGUUGUAAUUCAUGAAUGCUUUUGAAUACAGACCUAAGGUUGGUCUCUUUUUAAAAAGACACUCAGCAGAUUAUUGCAGAAGUGAAAGCAGCUUCAAAAAAUGAAAGUGUAAAAAAGUUAUAGAAGUUUAAGUUUACUUUAAUGUACUGAACUAAACAUUUUUUAUUUUAUACAAAAUAAUGUUUUACAAAUCAAUUUUUUGGACUGCAAAAUUGCUAGAAAAUCAAAGCCACAAAGUCAAGUUGUGUUCCAAAUUUGAAGUUAAUAUCACAAAAGUUUAGGUUUUUAAGUACCAUUUCUAUUGUAAUGUAGUAUCCAAUUUCAAAACAGUUUUCACAUGACGAAUUUUGAAUGCUUAAAGGUAGGGUAGGCAAUUUUUAUAAACACUUUUUGUCAUACUCUCUUCACAUCCUGAUGGCAAACAAUAAUAGAAGUGGUCUAAAUAUUAAAACGUACAUAUAUCUUCUGUGGAAGUCUCAGGUCCAAAAAAUGUUCGUCCAAUCAUUGCAUUUGCUCUGAAUGCAAUAAUACAAAUCAGCACGUUCCACGAGGCUAUACAGAGUUGUAGACAGUCACUGAGCACCACAAACAGUAGCCGGCUUUUACAGUUCCUCCUGAACCAAAACAAAACUUAUGCUGCGUUCACACCAUGUCAUAACUGUAAUUACGAGAUGGCAAUCCGUGACGUUCUGCCCGGAGCUGUUCACGUCCUCAGACUCGGAUUUAUACGUUUCUAUGUCAACACUAUCUAACAUAAGAUAGCUAAGUAAUGGCUCUGUAAGUUGUUUACAGACAUUAUUAUUGUAAUGUUAUGUGCUUUGAAACAUGAGGUAACACCUUCUCUUGAGACGCUUUGCAGACUCUGCUGUGUGCGUUCAUGUGUUUUGGAGGAGGCGUGGCUUUGGAGAUGCUCUGAAGGGAGGGUGGAAUCUCAUGCUUUCAAAGCUAGUCUGCUGUUGCUAGCCUCUCUAUAAUUGCCUACCCUACCUUUUAAGCUUUAGAAUGAUACCUAAUUUAUGAUUACUAAAAUAUGUGAUAGGAAAAAAAGGUAAAAAAUGUGAUAAGGAAAAAAAGGCAAAAAAAUUAAGUGCACCAAGUUAAAAGUGCAAGCGUGUGACAGUUAACAGGCUAAACUUAUACAGUUAUAUGAUUAUGUUUUUGUUUUAUAUAUUUUAUUUGUGUUCUUACUCUGCAGCAUUAAAAUAAGUUAGCUGCUUCAAAGCAUGAAACCAUAUAAUAUGAGACUAUGUAUGUUUUUCUGUCUCACAAACCUCAAAGGAGGUUCCAAACAGAAAGUUUUCUUUAAGCACAAGAGACACACUGAUCAAUAUUAUGGUUGCUAUAACCCAGCAGCUUGGUUGAACAAAAAUCCCCAACAUUGUGAACAUUGCGCAAUUCAAUAUGUAUGUACCGAUAUUGGAUAAAUAAGAACAUCUUCUGAUACCUAUAGUUAUCAGAAGACCCUGAUAAACAGUAUAUAACUCAGAAUACAAAAAUGAAUAAUUUUAUUCUCUAUACAGCAUCUUUUCCACAUUUAACUAACUUAAGGUGCUUUAUGAAAUGUCAAACUGCGAUUGAUGCUAGUAAUUACCAAGCUAGAGAUGUUUUGCAACUGUCCACUUCCAUUUUGAUUGAUAGACAUCAAUUUGAUUGAUUGACAUCAAUUGGCUGUAUAAAUAAUUAGCUGAUGUUUAAUAACUUGGAUAAUUAAAUAUAUUGGCCAAUAUAUGAUUGACCAGUCCAUGCAGCUAAAAAUAAUAUAACAAAAUGACUCAACAGGCUUAACUCAGCAUAUAGGUAAAAUCUGUGCUGAACACAUAUUUUUAUUUUAUUUUAUUUGUAAAUGUAUUUCUAUUGGUAUGUUGUUGUUGUUGUUGUUGUUGUUGUUUUUGUCUACAACUAUGUUUGCUUUAUUGUAAAAUUAAAUUUUGAUUUUGGCACCUAAUUUCUCAUUUAAUGUUAAGAAUGCAAUGCCACGUUAAUCAGAUUGCAGAUGGGGAAGAUUUGUUUCUUUUUUAAAGAAGUGGUACAGGGAUUUGGUUAUCAGAUGUUUUUUAAUGAUUGUAAUUAUGUAAAUACUAAAUUACAAUGUUAUAGAUUCCAGAAAUCCGCUUUGGAUUUCAUAUUGAUUAUUUUAGUCUUGCCCCAAACGUGUUCUUGUUUGCAUGCGUCAGUGAAUUACACAAGACCGCAGGGUGUCCAUAUGUUAUUUUUUUAAUUCAUAAAGGGGUUUUUUUGUAGCCGCAGUGCACACUUUUGCAAAGCACUGGUGUGAACUGGUGUCACAACAGGUUUGUUCUACCCAACAGUCUAUGCUGCAUUGCAUCACCUAAGUGUGGACUUCUCAGAAGACUGAGAGCAACAUUUGGGACUGGGACUUUAUUGUUUUAAUUGGGAUUUUUUGUCUUUGCUCAACAGGAGAUCUAGAAUCAUUGUAAACUCUAGAACUCAACCUAGUUAUGUCGAUACGUGAACUUGUCCUGGAAAAUUCCCAUGAUGCCACUGUGUUGUGCAAUUCAGGAUACUCUUUGUUGUCCAACAUGGAUCCGGUUUGAACUGGUUCAGAAGUGCUGCACCCAAGCAGACUUAAACGCUGCAUGAGUUUUCACAUGAGAAGAAAAGAUUAAAAGGACAGGAUGUACUGUAUGAAAUUAAAACCAUUACAAUCUU
This is a messenger RNA of Megalobrama amblycephala (Wuchang bream), 5423 nucleotides long. RefSeq names its product adenosine deaminase RNA specific B1a (gene adarb1a). Lineage: Eukaryota; Metazoa; Chordata; Actinopteri; Cypriniformes; Xenocyprididae. The transcript is spliced from 12 exons. Bases 287 to 2446 code for a protein of 719 amino acids. Gene Ontology annotation, cellular component: nucleolus; cytoplasm. Gene Ontology annotation, biological process: RNA processing; adenosine to inosine editing. The record is from RefSeq and is a predicted model, not a curated record. Gene Ontology annotation, molecular function: tRNA-specific adenosine deaminase activity; double-stranded RNA binding; double-stranded RNA adenosine deaminase activity.